GGCGAUUUUCGCUGCCCAGCGAUCGUCCGACACAGUAUAAUAACCAUGGUCCACGGCCAACAAUCCCCAGACUUAAUUCUCCUACACACACUUGACUGACUGUUGAAAGAUCCGAACUUGUGAUUCUUUAACACCCUCCAUAUGCUUCCAAUCGUCGUGAAGCUGCUAUCACCACUACUCAAACCUUUGCGCAGCAUGGACUGCUCGAUGACUCGCCCAUCGGCGACAUCUCGAUUUCCUUUCUUCCCCUUCUCGCUAUGGUCGAAGAAGCCACAGCAAUCAGUAUCAACACAAACACAGACACAGGCUCAGACCCAGACACAAACCCCACAGUCAGCGAAGAUGCGACCGCAGCUUCAGAUUCAGACCUCAACACCGACACAAACCCAGCUUCCACCCUCCCCGCCCGAUACACCCGUCAUGGUCGAACACCCUCAGCAAACCGCCGAGGAGCUGGCGGAGCGCGACCACCAGGAUCGCGAAACUGCGCGACAGGAGGCUCUUGACGAGCUAGACAGUCUUGUCGGCCACGAGAACGUCAAGCGCCAGUUGCGCGGUGUGCAGACUUGGGUGCAAAUCUGUCGGCGACACGGUCGUGACCCCAAAAACGAAUGGUACAACAUGGCCUGUGUGGGUAAUCCAGGCACGGGCAAAACUACCGUCGCGCGCAUCUACGCAAAGAUGCUCUAUGCUCUUGGGAUCUGCGACUCACAAGCUGUGUGUGAGACGACUGGACUCGACCUCGCCAGCCAGGGACCGGACGAAGUCAAGCAGAUGAUUGACCGUAUCGCUGGCGUGGAUUCGUUGGCCCACACAGCGGGUGUGCUCAUCGUCGACCAACCACACAUGCUGGGAGAGUCUAUCUCACCCCAAGCGACAGAGCAGAUUCUUGCAAGUUUCUUGCAGGCUCUCGAGCGCAAGAAAGGCCGCAUAGUGGUGAUCUUCUCUGGCGAGGAGUCAGCGCUAACCACCUUCCUGCGCGAUCACCCGCGUCUGCAGCAACGGAUCUGCAGCACAUUGCGGUUCUAUGACUUUGAUCGUAGCGACCUCGCCCAGCUUCUCGCUCGUCGCAUUGCAAUCGAGUACCAGGGUCGCAUGCAGGUUGAAGGUGGUCUCGAGGGCCCCUAUGUUCAGGCAGCAGCUCGAAGACUGGCGCGCGGGCGCGCCGUCUCGGGCUUCACGAACGCCCAUGCCGUGCGUGAGCUGGUGAAGACGGUCGCGCAGCGCCAGGCUCACUGUCUAGCGGAUCAGCAAGACAGCGGUAUGGAUGAAGUAGACUACUUCUUCUUCUCUAAGGACGAUCUGCUGGGCCCACGACCAGAGCAAACACGCGCCCACAGCGAGGCAUGGGCGGCUAUGCAGAAGCUUGUCGGUCAGGACCCCCUGCAGAUGUCCAUCAAUGAAGUGUUUGAUGUGACCGAAGAGAACUACCACCGGGAGGUUCGCAAUCAGCGUCGUCUGCCUCUCAGGGUGAAUCGCAUCUUUGCGGGGCCACCAGGCACCGGAAAGAGCACGGCAGUUCGGUUAUAUGCGCAGAUACUCCUCGAGUUGGGACUGUUGACAAAUGGAGAGGUUCGGGUCAAACCCUGGUCAGCUCUCUCGCAACUCGAUGCAGACAGUAUCCGCACUCUUGUCGAGAGCAACAACGGGAAUGUCCUUGUCAUCGACAUCGAUGCCGACCGCCAAGAUUUGUCUCGGGGUCAGACUGCGCUGGACGCGACUGCCCUGGAGAACCUGUGGAUUCCACGGGACAACCACUGCACUGUUGUGGUCGGUGCACACAAUGCCGUCAGCCACAUUCUGCAUCAGACCGGAUCGCACUCACGUCUGAGUCGCGCUCUUGACACUCAGCUUGUGCGCUUCGCACCCCUUACACGCGACCAUCUAGAAGAGCUCUUUCAUAGCAAGCUCCGCGAGCAGGACUUGGACGUCACUCCCGACGCCUUUCAAGCCGCUUUGGACAUGCUCGACACGGCCCGUAUGCGCCAGGACUUUGACCACGCCCGUGCCGUCGAACAUCUUCUGGCAGCGGCGCAGUAUCACUUUGAGCGACGAACCCGGGUCGGCGCAAAGGGCGAGACAAUUCCUCGUAUACUUGAAGGAAGAGACUUCAACCCCGAGCUGGUCGGUGGUACACCCGCCUUGGGCUUUCGCGAGGAGCUACGCCAUUCCAUCGUCCCUGACGAUAUUAUUUCUAUACUGAAGCGGUAUCACCACGAGAUGAAGAUCGCCUGGAUGCAAGGGCUAAACCCGGGCAAGCGGAUGCCUUGCGGAUUUGUGUUCAAGGGAGCAUCUGGCACAGGGAAAAAGACUGUCGCCCGCGAGCUUGGCACGCUGUACUACAAAAUGGGGGUUUUGUCUCAUGGCGAGCUGGUGCCCUGUUCGAUUGCCGAUCUGCUCGCUCCGCACAUGUAUCCCACUGCGAUUCGCGCAAGGGCCCAACUUGACCGUAGUCGCGGUCGGGUUUUGUUUAUCGAGGAUGCGCAUCGCUUGGGCGAGGUGGAGGGGCCCACGAAGCAUGCGGUGGAUGAGUUCGUCUAUCAACUCCCUCGGUAUCUGGAUCAGACCGUGGUGGUUCUGGCUGGACCCGCCCAAGAGAUGGACCAGAUGCUCGCCAAUCGACCUCGCCUGGCAGCACUGUUCCAAGAGGAAAUUAUUUUCCGCAACCCGACCCCCAGAGAGUGUCUGAGACUGCUGGAUCGACGGUUGACGGAGCAGAAGGUCCCCGGACCUCGACUCUACUUGACCGACCCUCGCACCCCGAGCCACCGUGAGUUCACCCGUGCCAUCCAGAUUCUUUCGAUGUUCCCGUGUUGGAGCAAUGCGCGGGAUAUUGAGGUUCUGGCUCGCUGGAUGGUGGCAGCGUGUGUCAAGGACUUGUCGUUGGAGGGGGUUGGUGACAAAGAGUUAGACAAGAUUCAGUUGGGUGAGGAGCAGGCAAUGGGGGCUAUGGUCAAGUUGUUCAGCUUGAAGCGAGAUCGACUUCGAUUCAACCAGGACCCCAAAGCCCGAGCUCUGCCUCGAAUCUUGUCCCAGCCCCGGUUGACCGAUCGGACGGGAGUGAAAUUUCCCGUCUAGAGAGUGAGCAUGCGGAACUGAAGAGGGGAUGAUUGUGGCGGCCUCAGGCUGUCAGGCAUGCAGGCACGAUGUAUGUACUGUACGGGCGCCGCGACUCAAGGAGCUUUCGGAUUGGGAAACCACCACGAUUCCGGUGCCCGGCGGGACUCGGGAUGGAUUUGUAUAGUAUAGUCACGGUCGCUACCGGACGAAAGUCGCUCCUUACCUAUCUUUCCUUUGUUUCAUUUCCUAUAUCCUGUUCUGUUUUGGCAUUUCUUUUGUAUGAUGGUCUCCUUGAUGGAUGAC
Molecule: messenger RNA, 3363 nt
Organism: Aspergillus aculeatinus CBS 121060
Lineage: Eukaryota; Fungi; Ascomycota; Eurotiomycetes; Eurotiales; Aspergillaceae
Gene: GbpA
Product: protein GbpA
Exons: 4
Coding region: 142-3078 (978 amino acids)
Molecular function (GO): ATP hydrolysis activity; ATP binding
Source: RefSeq, a predicted model, not a curated record